This is a messenger RNA of Argentina anserina (silverweed cinquefoil), 816 nucleotides long. RefSeq names its product elicitor-responsive protein 3-like. The coding region runs from base 87 to 560 and encodes 157 amino acids. NCBI's taxonomy places the organism in Eukaryota, Viridiplantae, Streptophyta, Magnoliopsida, Rosales, Rosaceae. The transcript is spliced from 5 exons. The record is from RefSeq and is a predicted model, not a curated record.
UUAGCUUUGGAAACUGAAGCUCUACGUGUAGACUAGCCACCCUGCAUCUCCUCUCUUGUGGAUUUCAUCUUUCAUCCGAUCCGAUCAUGCCUAUUGGGACACUUGAAGUUCUUCUUGUUGAUGCCAAAGGCCUCGACAACAAUGAUUUUAUGGCUGACAUGGAUCCCUAUGUCCUUUUGACUGUACGUUCCCAAGAGAAGAAAAGCACUGUGGUCUCAGCUCAAGGCUCUAACCCAGAAUGGAAUGAGACUUUUCUAUUCACCAUCUCGGACGAUUCUGUGGACCUUCACUUGAAAAUAAUGGAUAAGGACAACUUCAGUGCAGAUGAUUAUGUUGGAGAAGCAAUCAUUUCUUUGGAGCCUGUUUUUGAAGAAGGAAGCCUUUUGCCAACUGUAUACAAUGUUGUCAAUCAGGAGAAGGAAUAUCGUGGAGGGAUUAAAGUUGGACUCAAAUUCACUCCCGGGGAUGAGCAAGAGAGAAGGGAGUAUGGUUCUGGACAGGGAGCUGAAGCAGAGGAGAGCUAUGGUGGAUGGAAACAAUCUGGUUACAGUGAGGAGUAGGUGUGUAUAAAACCAUUGAUUUCAAGAUGACCUUGAGAGAUGUUCAUUUAGCUGCCUGAUGUUGUCCUGCGUAUUUGCCUCAAGUUCUUUAAGCUUGAAUAAUUGUCUACGUUACUGAUUUCAUUUGCUUGUUUCAUACAUGGGUUACCUCCUUGUUGUACCCAAUCUCUCUACUUAAAACAAUGAAGUUAUUUGUUUCAAUUAACUUAAGAACAGAUCAUCCAUCAUAUGUCAAUACGCACUGUGCCCUUAUGUC